This is a messenger RNA of Penicillium arizonense, 942 nucleotides long. RefSeq names its product DUF1996 domain-containing protein. The record is from RefSeq and is a predicted model, not a curated record. NCBI's taxonomy places the organism in Eukaryota, Fungi, Ascomycota, Eurotiomycetes, Eurotiales, Aspergillaceae. The transcript is spliced from 2 exons. Bases 1 to 942 code for a protein of 313 amino acids.
AUGUCCAACGCCUAUACAGUCACCGUUUCAGAGCUUUUGAUGUUCAAGAAUAUAGACCCAAUUGUAUUGCCCGGACAAUACAACAGUCAUAUGCACAGCAUCUUUGGAUCAGAUGCAAUCACAGUCAACACAACCAAGUCAUCCGAGCUCCAAAAAGGCUGCUCAACAACUGUGAACCCGAAUGACUUUUCAGCAUACUGGGUUCCAACAUUAUACCUCGUACAAGAUGAAGACAACACCCACAUCCCAAUCACACCAAUGCGCUUCAGCGCAUACUACGAGGGGCUAGAAUCAGCCGAAAUAGCCAUCCCCCAAGACUACAAAGACGUAGCAGGCAAUGCAACAGCAACAUCCCAAGAGCAUGUCGAGAAAAACGCCGGAAUCAGCUGGUUCUGCGAAGGCGACGAUACAGACGAGGACAAGGAUGCCGCUGCCUUCCCGACGAAAACAUGCUCAACCCACCUGCAGACACUCCUCCUCUUCCAUGACUGCGUCAACCCGGAUACCCUGGAAUCUGCAUACUCAGGAAACCCACGGGUAAACAGUGGAUACGGAGAAAAUUGGUGUCCAGCUGGUAUGUCGCGUAUGCCUCAGCUGCGCUUCUCUAUCCGAUAUGAUUUACGCAGUUUGCUUCCUAAUGGCUGGUCUGGGCCUCCUCCUUUAGCACUUGCUUGUGGGACUUCUUAUUGCUCGCAUGGUGAUUUCAUCAAUGGGUGGUUGCCUGAGGCUGCGGAGAAUAUGUUGCUGUCGCCUUCUAAGCGGGAGUAUUUCGCUGUGGAUGGGCCGCUGGGUGGUGCGAGUGAUGGGUCUGUUUGUGGUGCUAAGAAUGCACGAGAUAGGGAUCCCACGCAUGGCACGAGCGAUUAUGUUGAGAGUUUGAAGAUGAUGAGCAGUGGGAGCAUGAAGAAGACCAGGAGACAUAUGAGACAUCGCCGGGCUUAG